UUGUUUUUUGUUCUACAAUAUGCAUAUUGAGGGACAUAUAGGCAAAUAUAUUUGAACAUGCGAAUAAAAUAUAUACAUACAAAUUCGUCAUUUGAAACAUGUAAACGACGACACAUAUAUUAGCCGUUCCUUUAUAAGGUGGUGAAAAUUUUCUUGGUACCUUCUUAGAGUGUAGUUUGUUGAGUUCGCUUAUAAAUAGGGGAGGGCGCCUUUUUGACAUGGCACAAUUUAAUUUUCGAAUUUGCUCAUUUUUGAUGUUCCCUUUUAAAAAUUUACAUUUUAGCACAGCUAAAACUUGCGCCUUCUCUAUUUAUUAACGUUCUCUGCAUUAACAUUUCCUGUCGCUUCAUGUUUCAUUCGAAACUUUCACUUCAAAAAUUGUUCAUUUGUUGUGGUAGGGUUAAGCUUUUAGCCGAAUGAUAGAAACAAGAUUCCGCCAUCGUGACAUAAUGAUUUUAAGAACGUUUACAAAAAAAAAUAAAGGUACAACCUUGGGCUUAUUGUCACUCCCCAUCAUUCUUGGCCUUUACGGAUUAAUCAGCUGAUAACCGAGCAUGCGCUAUGCAAUCUGAAAUCACAGGGUGUCGCCAUAUAUGUUUGACAAACCAAAAUAUUAUAGUUUUUUAAAUGUUUUAUUCAAAAUCGUACGAUACGAAGAACUCAUAAUUUUUUAAGAAAAUGUGAUAUAUGAAAUUUUAUAUACAAGUUCAGCAUAUUUACGCAAAUACAUAUGAAUAUGGAUGUACAUAUAUACAAGGGCGUAAUACACGUGCAGAUAGUCAAAAAGAUUACGGUGGAGAAAUAACACCCUACAAAUGCAUAUGAGCUUUUAUGAAACAUUGAUAUUUACCAUAUGUAUCUGUAGUGUGCUCCAUGAGAUGAUACUUCUAGCGACGUGCUGUGUAAUAUAAAUAUAGGCGUUUUUUUGUGAAAAACAUAUGCACCAGCACAUAAAACGUGUAAAAAGGCAAAAUAUUUAGUGAAUUUCAAUUACUUGAUAUAAGAUUUCCAUUGCGAAAACUUCAUCGAACUGAAUAUCUACAAGAUCAAUUUAAGUAAAUGUGCAGAAAAAUAUUUUAGGAAUGAGAGGAAUACGAAAUGAUAUUACAAAGCUGGCGGCUAUUCGGAGUUUCAGUAAUAAUCAUUAUUUAUAUAUGCAGCGUGUUAUUAUUUUCAAUAAAUAGUUCACCUCGCUCAAAUCAGAAAAAUGAACGCAUCGAAAGAUUUGCUGAGUUCGCCAAUUUUCAUAACAGUCGUUUCCGUGGUUUCACAUCCAAAGCUAAUAUACGCUGGUGUAACGGCCUUAAGUAUCUCAAGACAGACCCACCUAAUUACAUGAUUACAACCGUUUCUGCUCAAAGCACUAACAAAGUUACAACUAGUGAAGAUACUAAAUAUAGUGCUGUAUAUCGAAUAACGGGUCUGACUGCUCUAGCAUCAUUUCCAGGCAGUGGCAACACCUGGCUUAGAUAUUUAUUGCAGCAAGCAACUGGGAUUUUAACGGGGAGUGUCUACAAAGAUUAUGGGUUGUUGAAGACUGGAUUUCCAGCAGAAAAUGUACGUAAUAACUCUGUAUUGUUAGUCAAAACUCACGAAUUCGGCCCUAAAGCAUGGGAACCAUUUACUAAGGCCAUUUUACUGGUACGUGACCCAGAGAAAGCGAUAUUGGCAGAAUUUAAUAGACAAAGCGGCGGUCAUAUUGGAUUUGCAUCUCCCGAUCGUUAUAAAAGAACUAAAGGAAAAUAUUGGCAGAAGUUCGUACUUAAGAACUUAAAAAUGUGGGAAGCGACUAAUUUAAGCUGGGCACGAGACUUCUCGGGCAACAUCAAGGUUGUAUUCUAUGAGGAGUUGGUUGGGAAUUUAGAAGUAACUUUAAGAGGAAUACUUAAUUUUUUAGAGUUUCCUAUUAAUGAGGAACUGUUCAGCUGUACUUUAAUGAGAAGAGAAGGGGUUUUCCGGAGAAAGAAGCGAUUUUUAAAUUUUGAUCCAUUUACUAUAUCGAUGCGUUCCAUAAUAAAACAAAAAAAGCUAGAAGUGUAUAAAUAUCUCGAAAAUCUCACAUAACUCUGUCAAUAAAAGGGCUUAACUAUUUAUGACUACACACACACAUAUAACCAACGAAUAUUAUACUGCUGAGCCUGUGCAAAUCGUAAUUAUUAUAUAGUGAAUAUUUAUAUACAUAAGAAUAAGCUGACAUCCAAAGUGCGAAGAAUUAACACUAAUAUUAAACACAAACACGACCUACCUAACAUUAAAUUCACUAGUGAGUUUUUAACUUAUUAUACAUGUAUAGUAUGCGUAUACAACGGAUUAUGUAUGUCAGUCGUACUAAUUUGUAUAUACAUACAUACAUACAAUCUUCUAAGCUUCACGCACAUUUAAACAUUCAAAUAUUUGUAAUGCGCUCCGCAAACCAUACACACAUAUGUAGAUAUGUAUACAUAUUAGCAAAUAUUUACUAGUUUCGUAAUUAUUAAAUAGAUAAUAACAAAUUGUGUCUAUUAAACUAUUGUAAUAUUGCUUUUAAUGUGCAUGUAACCAUCUUUAUAACUAAUCUAAACUAAUUUACACAUCUUAUUAGUUCAAAGGUAUGUUCAAUGUGUAAAUACCUAGAUAAUAUAAUAUAUGUAUUGUACUUACACGGAUUAAACUAUAAAGUGCGACAAUAAAUAAUCCAAUACCGAACGCUAAAAAA
This is a messenger RNA of Bactrocera oleae (olive fruit fly), 2695 nucleotides long. Its product is annotated as WSCD family member CG9164. Lineage: Eukaryota; Metazoa; Arthropoda; Insecta; Diptera; Tephritidae. The record is from RefSeq and is a predicted model, not a curated record. Gene Ontology annotation, molecular function: sulfotransferase activity.